Oryzias latipes (Japanese medaka) is the source of this 1408-nucleotide messenger RNA. It is a transcript of the gene zfand2a, whose product is annotated as zinc finger, AN1-type domain 2A. NCBI's taxonomy places the organism in Eukaryota, Metazoa, Chordata, Actinopteri, Beloniformes, Adrianichthyidae. Gene Ontology annotation, molecular function: zinc ion binding. The record is from RefSeq and is a predicted model, not a curated record. Gene Ontology annotation, cellular component: cytoplasm; endoplasmic reticulum. Gene Ontology annotation, biological process: protein targeting to ER; proteasome-mediated ubiquitin-dependent protein catabolic process.
AUUGUUUGCGUCCUACGUAGUAAGAGGAGCGUCACUACGUACUUAAAACACUCGGGGGCUCUGCGGCUACCACGCAAACAUCGCUACUCAAAGAUUAACAAGCAGCAUUUAAACCAAGAGGAACGAAACAAGAAAUAUAUAUUUUUGUAUCAGUGUGCUUGUAAAAAAUAUAUAUUUAUAUAUAUUUCACCUUCAGAACAUCUGUGCUACUAAAAGAGCUGGAUUUGGAUUUGAAUCAUCUUUUUGGAUUGUCAGUUGUACAUCCCAGUAAUCUAACAUGGAGUUUCCUGAUUUGGGAGAGCACUGCUCUGAAAAAACAUGCAAACGCCUUGAUUUCCUUCCCAUGAGAUGCGACGCCUGUCAAGAGAUUUUCUGCAAAGAUCACAUAACCUAUGCAAACCACAAAUGUACAUCUGCUUACAAAAAGGAUGUGCAGGUCCCAGUUUGCCCAUUAUGUAACACCCCCAUCCCAGUUAAAAGAGGAGAGAUGCCUGACAUUACAGUCGGUGACCACAUCGAUCGGGACUGUAAGUCAGACCCAGCACAAAGAAAGAGAAAGAUUUUUACAAAUAAAUGUUCUAAAGGAGGGUGUAAGCAGAAAGAAAUGAUUCGAGUGACAUGUGACCAGUGUCAUUUAAAUUACUGUCUUAAACAUCGACAUCCACUAGAUCAUGAUUGUAAGACUGAUGGAAAGCCACUGUCCAAAUCCGGACAUGCUGCUGUGACGAGAGCCCAAGGUGCUUCAUCUUCUGCUUCUGGCAACCCCAGACCUGUUUCCAACGGCGUGAGCACAAACAUUAGAGCUCAAAAUCCUGCCCCUCCCCAGCGCAUUCCUACUUCUGUUUCAGCACAGAAUGUGAUACCACCCUCGGCAUCCUUUCAGGCCGGCCUGUCAGAGGAGCAAGCUUUACAAAGGGCUCUGGAGUUGUCUUUGGCUGAUUCGAGGCAGGCGGUGCAGCCGACGCUGAGUCCUCAGGAGCAGGAGGAUCUGGCUCUCGCUCAGGCUCUCGCUGCCAGUGAAGAAGAAUUCAGACGCCAGCAGCAGAGACAACAGGUACCCGGCAAGCUUAGGCAUCAGUAGGAUGCUGAUGAGAGCAAAUGGUAGAGACUCCAAACAAUCCACCUGCAGCCUUUCUUAGUCUCAGAGCACCAGUUAGACUUUGAUCUGCGCUACUUAUUUCCGAGAAACUGCUCGAGCAAGGUGCUAAAAGCAAGAUCUGCUAUUGUUCCAUGAAGAAAUACUCGGCUGCUAGCUGCUGAAUUCUGACCGCCUUCGACACAUAAGCACACACACUUUCCAGCUGGAUCUGUCAUUUUUAUCAGUGAUUUGCCUGUAAAUAUUUUAUAUGCCAAUCAUUAUUAAUGCAUUCUAUUGCCAGAUAUUAAAUAAAUUAUAGAUGCAAUUACA